AUGAAGCGCAAGAAUGUCAAAGGCCUGGCCUUGACACCUGCUGCCCCCAAGCCUCCGCCGACUGCCGAGACCAGUCACCACGAUAAGGAUGGCGGUGAUCAGUCGGCACAGUUGGAGAUUGGUAUCGAAUACAAGCUGGAUCUGAGACCAGAGGACCUAGAAAUUCUCAAGGAGCUCGGUUCAGGAAACGGAGGUACCGUCAGCAAAGUCAAACAUGUUCUUACCGGAACUGUCAUGGCACGAAAGGUCAUCCACGUGGAAGCUAAGAAAGAAAUGCGCAAGCGCAUUGUGCGUGAACUGCAAAUUAUGCACGGUUGCUCGUCCGAGUACAUUGUCAACUUCUAUGGAGCCUUCCUGAACGACCACAACGACGUCAUUAUGUGUAUGGAGUACAUGGAUGUUGGUGCUUUGGAUCGUGUAUCCAAGGUCUUUGGGCCUGUUCGAGUGGAUGUUCUCGGAAAGAUUGCCGUGGCUACCUUGGGAGGCUUGACCUACCUCUACUCGAAGCACCACAUCAUGCACAGAGACAUCAAGCCGUCCAACAUUUUGGUGAACUCUAGGGGAGGCAUCAAGCUGUGCGACUUUGGCGUGUCUGGAGAGCUCAUCAACUCUGUUGCUGAUACGUUUGUGGGAACUUCGACGUACAUGGCUCCCGAGCGAAUUCAGGGCGAGAAGUACACAGUCAAGUCAGAUGUGUGGAGUUUUGGUCUGACCAUCAUGGAAAUGGCCAUCGGAAAGUUUCCUUUCAACGCAAGCGAGCAACUUUCGGACGGCGAGUGCGCACCCGCAGGCAUUCUGGAUCUUUUGCAGCAAAUUGUCCACGAGCCCGCACCCAGACUACCCAAGAGCGAUGCUUUCCCUUCAAUUUUGGAAGACAUGAUUCAAAAGUGUCUGUGCAAGGUUCCUGAUGAGCGGCCUACCCCUCAGGAGCUCUUUGACCGUGAUCCCUUCGUCCAAGCUGCCAAGAGAACACCUGUAGACCUGAGAGAGUGGGCAGUUGGUAUGAUGGAGAGGGACAAUCGCAAGUCUCACUUGGCGCCCCAGUUAUCGCCAGCAACACGCGACCUCCUCAAUUCCAAUGAUUCCCCAACAUAUCACGGCGGUUCUGGAAACGAUCGAUCCCUUGACACCCCUACUUCGGGAGAAAUUCCUAUCGCCGGCGCCGGCAUCAUCUCUCCGAGAGAACCAGCCAGCCACUCCAACCGCUCUCCCACUAGAAACGGGCUUAACACUAUGAGCAGUAGACAGCCGGGUGGCCACCCUGGGAUGGGACAGAGGAUCGUCACCACUAACUCGAUACCCAAGGUUGGCGAGUAUCCCAACAGUGCUGGUCCGGUGAGCGCCAACGCUGCGUCUUUCAGCCUGCCUGUUCGCCCGGCUCCUGGCGGACCUCUACCCCCGGCCCCUCCUCGGAAGGGCACACCUGAUGAUCCAAGAAGAGAAAACCGGAGACAAGCUACGUUUGGCAUGCCUCCAGCGCCCAGAAGCUACGCAAGCGAUGUGUACAACGGCACCUCCAACUAG
This is a messenger RNA of Colletotrichum phormii, 1524 nucleotides long. RefSeq names its product kinase-like domain-containing protein. Gene Ontology annotation, molecular function: protein kinase activity; ATP binding. The transcript has 4 exons. Bases 1 to 1524 code for a protein of 507 amino acids. NCBI's taxonomy places the organism in Eukaryota, Fungi, Ascomycota, Sordariomycetes, Glomerellales, Glomerellaceae. Gene Ontology annotation, biological process: protein phosphorylation. The record is from RefSeq and is a predicted model, not a curated record.